Molecule: messenger RNA, 207 nt
Organism: Colletotrichum phormii
Lineage: Eukaryota; Fungi; Ascomycota; Sordariomycetes; Glomerellales; Glomerellaceae
Exons: 1
Source: RefSeq, a predicted model, not a curated record
GACAACCAGGCCCUCCGUACAUGUCUCCAGGACGUGCUCUUCCCCCUCGCCCGGGCUGCCAAUGCCAUGCAAAAGUCGACCAAGAAGGACAAGAGAACGCUCGAGUCGAAUGCGAAGAGAGCCUAUAAGGAAUUGAAAGAGUUCGAGGCUGCGGGCAGGAACGCCGAGGCUGUGAAACGAGGUACCCGGAAUCUCGGUCAGGUUCUG